This is a messenger RNA of Manihot esculenta (cassava), 2001 nucleotides long. RefSeq names its product enolase 1, chloroplastic. Gene Ontology annotation, biological process: glycolytic process. The transcript has 7 exons. NCBI's taxonomy places the organism in Eukaryota, Viridiplantae, Streptophyta, Magnoliopsida, Malpighiales, Euphorbiaceae. The record is from RefSeq and is a predicted model, not a curated record. Gene Ontology annotation, molecular function: magnesium ion binding; phosphopyruvate hydratase activity. Bases 228 to 1697 code for a protein of 489 amino acids. Gene Ontology annotation, cellular component: phosphopyruvate hydratase complex.
ACCAGAAGGCAGCCUAACUUUGAUCGCCCAUUGAAGCAACGUCCUCUCAACAACCACCAAAAACAACCAGCUUCUUCCUUCUAACGCCUAUUUGCUUUCAUCGCCGCUCGGCGGACUUCCCCACGCUCCGAUCCGCACUCUAAUAUAAAACCCAACUAAACUCCAUCUUUGCUCUCUCUGAAAAUCCCCUAAAACCAGAAGAACAGAGACUAGUGCAACAAGGAGAAAUGGCUUUGGCCACUCAACCAGCCUCCACCGCCACCCUCCUCAAAAAGUCUUUCUUUUCUGCCAAACCCCAAUCUUCCAUUUCCACUUCCAUUCCAUUUCCUUCAGUAAAGCCUCGUUCUUUAGUUGUCCGCAACUCAGUCACGGUGUCGCCACCUUCACCGGCGAAGAUCGCCAAGGAAUGCAAAGUCAAGUCCGUGAAGGCAAGGCAGAUCAUUGACAGCCGAGGGAAUCCCACCGUUGAGGUUGAUCUCAUCGCUGAUGAUCUUUACCGAUCCGCCGUCCCCAGUGGCGCCUCCACUGGGAUCUAUGAGGCUUUGGAGCUUAGAGAUGGGGACAAGAGUGUCUAUGGUGGUAAAGGUGUUCUUAAUGCCGUUAAAAACAUCAAUGACAUAUUGGGUCCUAAGCUAAUAGGCGUUGAUGUCAGAAACCAAGAUGAUGUGGAUGCUAUUAUGCUGGAAAUUGAUGGAACUCCAAACAAGUCAAAACUGGGAGCUAAUGCUAUCCUUGGGGUGUCUCUGAGCAUUUGUCGAGCAGGUGCUGGAGUGAAAGGAGUGCCCUUGUACAAGCACAUUCAGGAAAUUUCAGGAACAAAGGAACUUGUCAUGCCAGUUCCUGCUUUUAAUGUCAUAAAUGGAGGCAGUCAUGCUGGAAAUAACUUAGCCAUGCAAGAAUUUAUGAUACUCCCAGUAGGUGCAACUUCCUUUGCCGAGGCUCUCCGCAUGGGUAGUGAAGUUUAUCAUACACUGAAGGGAAUUAUCAAGGCGAAGUAUGGACAGGAUGCUUGCAAUGUCGGAGACGAAGGGGGAUUCGCUCCUAAUGUGCAGGAUAAUAGGGAGGGACUAGUUUUACUCAUGGACGCAAUUGAAAAGGCUGGUUACACGGGGAAGAUCAAAAUUGGAAUGGAUGUUGCUGCUUCUGAGUUUCUCACAAAGGAUGGAAGAUAUGAUUUGAACUUUAAGAAACAACCGAAUGAUGGAGCUCAUGUGCUCUCAGCUCAGAGCCUUGGUGAACUCUACAAGGAUUUUAUCAAUGAUUUCCCCAUUGUAUCCAUUGAAGAUCCUUUCGACCAAGAUGAUUGGAAUUCAUGGGCUUCGCUACAAUCUUCAGUUGAUAUCCAACUUGUUGGGGAUGACUUGUUGGUCACAAAUCCAAAGAGAAUAGCUGAAGCAAUUCAGAAAAAGGCUUGCAAUGGUUUACUUCUCAAGGUUAACCAGAUUGGAACAGUGACUGAAUCCAUUAGGGCAGCACUCGACUCAAAAGCUGCGGGUUGGGGUGUGAUGGUUAGCCACCGAAGUGGUGAAACUGAGGACAACUUUAUUGCUGACCUUUCUGUUGGUUUGGCCAGUGGACAGAUAAAAACCGGAGCUCCUUGCAGAAGUGAAAGAUUGGCCAAGUAUAAUCAGCUUCUGCGAAUUGAAGAGGAACUUGGAAAUGUUCGUUAUGCCGGUGAAGCUUUCAGAUCCCCUUAGGACAAAGAGAGAGCUCAGUUUCGACCAGCAGGAAUUCGGCAUCCAACACACUCACCCUAAGAGAAUCUUGAAGAAUUUUUUUUGCAGAACCAGUCGAUUUAGAUAUCAACUAUAAACAGAACUGUCUAAUUGAUUAAGCAUUAGAACCACGUUUUCCCAAAAUCUUGAAAGAAACAAGUGCCUCUCUGAAUAAGGAAGUUCCAGGGUGUCAUCAGAUCUGUACCACUGCUGUUUGUAUUUUUCUAUGCACUUAGAUACAGCUGCAGGAACUGAAAUUGAUUUAAAUCUUACUGGAACCUGAUAA